Molecule: messenger RNA, 903 nt
Organism: Misgurnus anguillicaudatus (oriental weatherfish)
Lineage: Eukaryota; Metazoa; Chordata; Actinopteri; Cypriniformes; Cobitidae
Gene: b9d1
Product: B9 protein domain 1
Biological process (GO): cilium assembly
Cellular component (GO): MKS complex
Source: RefSeq, a predicted model, not a curated record
UUUGGACCUUGUCGUUUGCCGUUGUGAAAGCGUCCAUAGCACCCACAGAGAUGUUGGCAACGAAAAGAUAACCCGAUCAAACUCACUGAAGCGAGGAACAUUUGGCUUUUAUUUACAUGUAUUUCGUUUAUUAAUAAUGUGAAGAUGACCUCAAACAAUCCAUCAGUUUUUCUUCUCAUGGUUAACGGACAAAUCGAAACAGCUAAUUUUCCAGAAUAUGAUGACCUGUAUUGCAAGUAUUGUUUUGUGUAUGGACACGAUUGGGCGCCUACGUCAGGGUUAGAAGAAGGAAUAUCUCAAAUAACAUCAAAGGGAAGUGGAUCUGAGAAUCUGGUGUGGAAUUUCCCAUUGGACAUCACGUUUAAAAGCACCAAUCCAUUUGGCUGGCCUCAAAUUGUAGUUAGCGUGUAUGGCCCAGAUACAUUUGGGAAUGACGUAGUCCGGGGAUAUGGGGCUGUGCACAUCCCCUUUACUCCUGGAAAACACACCAAAACCAUUCCCAUGUUUGUUCCCGAGUCCACAUCAAGACUGCAGAAGUUCACGAGCUGGCUGAUGGGAAGGCGUCCAGAGUUCACAGAUCCCAAGGUUGUCGCCCAGGGAGAAGGAAGAGAAGUUACAAGGGUGCGCUCGCAAGGUUUCGUGACGCUGCGGUUCAACAUUGUUACCAAGGACAUGAAAAAGCUGGGUUAUGACACUAUUCCAGAGCAUACACCUGCUGCAGGACUGACACAAACAGAGCAGAUGUAUGGAACGUAAUUUUAACGGAAGAUAAAGGCCUUGUUAACAGCUUUCAGGAAUUUUGAGACAGGAUCUGAAUGCUUAGUUUUAUGUAGUUUUGCACCGUUUUGUAUUUAUAGAUGUUAUAUCAGUUUUGUAAGUUUUAAUAAACUGUUGUUGAGUUUA